AUGGUCGAUAUAAGAAAGCAGCAAUACGAAGCACACCUAGCCACCAUACCUUAUUACGAACUCUACAAGAUCUACGCAGGUCGACCGCCUAUUCCACCACCUCAGAUGCACGAACUACGCGUGCAGAUGUCUGCGGCACAGGGCGCAUAUCAACGAGGCAUAGAUGAAGAUUGGAAAAACAGUCUACAACGAUAUCCAGAGGUGCUGGAUUACUACUUCAAUCUGGUCGAGUUCAAGCUGCCUGGAGAGAAGAGCGUUGCUGUACAAGAGCCAGUCUUUGGUAGUCGCGUUGAUCCUGAGAUGAAGAGGAGGGAGUCGAAGGGAAGGAAGGGGAUGAUGCAGCCCNCACCGCCUAUGCCUGGCGGCGCGUUCAUGAUGCCGCCGGGAGGGCCACCUCAUAUGCCAGGGCUGAGACCUGGUGGGAUGCCGAUGGGUAUGCGACCAGGCGGCUUCUGA
This is a messenger RNA of Aureobasidium musti, 456 nucleotides long. NCBI's taxonomy places the organism in Eukaryota, Fungi, Ascomycota, Dothideomycetes, Dothideales, Saccotheciaceae. The record is from the annotation of a GenBank genome assembly.